Molecule: messenger RNA, 273 nt
Organism: Plasmodium reichenowi
Lineage: Eukaryota; Apicomplexa; Aconoidasida; Haemosporida; Plasmodiidae
Product: acyl-CoA binding protein, isoform 1, ACBP1
Exons: 1
Coding region: 1-273 (90 amino acids)
Biological process (GO): fatty acid metabolic process
Molecular function (GO): fatty-acyl-CoA binding
Source: RefSeq, a predicted model, not a curated record
AUGGCUGAACUCUUUGAGGAAAGUGUUGCAUUUAUUAAUAGUGUACCUAAGGAUGUAAAUUUGCCUAAUGAUAUUAAGUUAAAUUUGUAUAAAUAUUAUAAGCAGAGUACAGUAGGUAAUUGUAAUAUAAAGGUACCAAGUAAAUUUAAAGUUACUGAUAGAAGAAAAUAUGAGGCUUGGAAAUCUGUAGAAAAUUUAAAUAAAGAAGAUGCAAAAAAAAGAUACGUUGAACUUGUUAGUGCGUUAUUUCCUUAUUGGAAAGAUGGGGAAUAA